AUGGCCCGGGCAACGUCACUGUGGCUGACAUUCGUCGACCUCAGUGGCAGCCGAACUCGGACGAUACAUGAACUGCACAAAAAGUAUGGCCAUGCCGUCAGAGUGGCACCCAACGAGCUAUCCCUCUCCAACGUCGAGUGCAUCAAGGAGAUCUACGGGCAGCAGACUAGCUUCAUGAAGGCCGAGGUCUACGACACAAUGAGCCUCCGUCCGUUCGGUAUCUUCGGCAUGCGAAAUAAAGACGACCACAGCCAGAGACGCAGACUGCUCAGCCACGCAUUCGCACAGUCAUCACUCACGAGCACAGAACCGUUGAUACGAUCACACAUUGAGAAGCUCCUUGGGCUCGUGUGGAAGAAGGUGAACGAGCCCAUAGAUGUGGUUUACUUCUUCAGGCUGCUUGCAUUUGACGUUGUCGGUGACCUAUUCUUGGGGCAAUCAUUUGGAGGCCUUGACACCAGCGACCCACCUGAGUUCCUCGUUGAUAUGGAUCUACAUUUCAUUGCUGCUGGAAUAGAGGCCAACUUCCCACCAUUGUACAAGAUCCUCAAUCACACACCGCUCCCGUCGGUCCGCCACCUAUUUGAAUCGAGAAAUAGGGCACAUGAAUUUGGUCGGAAAGCGCUUCAGAGAUAUCUCGCAACCUACGGCCGUGAGUCAGGACGAAAAGACCUGCUGAGUAAAGUGGUUUGCUUGAAGUCGGAGACCGGCGAGCCGAAUCUUACGGAUCUCGAAAUCUACACCGAGAUUGCUAAUCUUGUCUCCGCCGGUACAGACACAACAAGCAUGACUCUCACGUAUAUGUUCUGGGAGCUAGCAAAGCAACCAGACUGGCAGAAGAGGCUGAGCGAGGAACUGGACCAGAAUAUCGCGCAGAGCACUACUUCCGUUGCCGCUUACGCUGACUUGGUCCACUUGCCAAUACUUGACGCCAUUGUGCAAGAAGCCCUUCGGCUCCACCCUGCGGCGCCGGCUAGCCUGCCAAGGGAAACUCCUGCAGGUGGAAGGGUUCUCAACGGGAUCCAUGUCCCAGAGCGUACGACUGUCUCAAUGCAGUGCUAUACAACCCAGCGCGACCCCAGUGUUUUCACGGACCCCGACCGGUUUGAUCCCACUCGGUACCUGUACGACCAAUCGAACGAGAUGAAGGAGAUGUUCAUGCCCUUCUCCAAGGGCACACGCGCAUGCAUCGGCAAGAAUCUGGCGCUCAUGGAACUGAAAUUGAUCACGGCGGCUUUGAUAAGAGAAUUUUCGGUUGGGUUGGCCCUGCAAUGCACAGAGGACAGCAUGACCAUGAUGGACCACUUUCUCGUCCUCCCUAAAGGCGGACGCUGUGAUUUGGUUUUUACACCACGGCGAGAAGUGGCCAUGAAACAGCCAGGCUUGUCAAAUACCUAG
Messenger RNA from Exophiala aquamarina CBS 119918, 1398 nucleotides. RefSeq lists its product as uncharacterized. Gene Ontology annotation, molecular function: heme binding; iron ion binding; monooxygenase activity. The transcript has 5 exons. The record is from RefSeq and is a predicted model, not a curated record. NCBI's taxonomy places the organism in Eukaryota, Fungi, Ascomycota, Eurotiomycetes, Chaetothyriales, Herpotrichiellaceae. The coding region runs from base 1 to 1398 and encodes 465 amino acids.